UUUUGUUGGGUUUAUGUCAUGCGGGACCCACCCGCGUGGGAGUCCUGCUUCCCCCGGUGCACUCCACACUGUAACACUGCCCACACUCAAAACUCUCUGUCACUCCAUAUCACUUUUCUCCCGAACUCCUCAAAACUCUUUCCCCCUCUCCCAACUCUCUCGUCUUCCCCGUUGCACACCCCAAAAAUACAGACGGCGGUGGAGCCGCCGAUCUCCAGCGAUGGAACAUCCUAAACCACCAUUACGAUACCCCUCUCCUCCCAACAAAACCACAUACUUCCCCUGUUUCCUGAGAAAUUGAAACCGCGAGCUCCGUCGCGACUCUAGUUUUCCCGGCGAUAAUAUCUCCGUUUACGGCGAAGUUUGGAGUCUUAAAGUUCCUUCCCUCUCAGUUAGAAUUACAGUACUGAAGUCAUCGACUCAUCGGUAUCAAAGCAACAUUCUGGUAUUCUUCAAAUAUUUCAAUCAAACGCGUCAUUCCCCAGCUUGCGACGAUGGCAAACGGACUGUCGAGUUAUGACAUAGCCAAGGAUAUGAAGGAUUUUGAGGAAACAAAAGCUGGAGUAAAAGGACUUGUGGACACAGGGCUGACCAAACUCCCCAGGAUGUUCAUCCAGCCAGCAGACAGACUUUCAGAUUUGGCAAUAAAAAAUAUAGAAUUACGAGUUCCUGUCAUAGAUUUUGAGGGCUUUGAUCAAGAUUUCCGGCGUCCGCAGAUUGUGAAGGAGGUUCGUAAAGCAUGCGAAACGUGGGGGUUCUUUCAAAUGGUUAACCAUGGAGUUCCGGAGAAGGCGAUGGAUAAGGCGUUAGAAGGGUCUCGACGAUUUCAUGAGCAGCCGAAGGAGGACAGGAUGGACUGGUAUUCUCGUGACUAUAAUAAAAAAGUGGCAUACUACAGCAGUGUAAAACCGUUGGCAACCAAAGCAGCAGUUUGGAGAGACUCGGUAGGGUUUGAUUUCCUGGACGGUCCAUUGGAUCCUGAGAACAUUCCAUCGGUUUGCAGAGAGGCGGUGCAGGAGUACACCAAACACAUGAAGAACCUGGGAAAUGUACUGUCCGGUUUGCUAUCGGAGGCCUUGGGGCUUAGCGCUGCCUACCUGGAACGCAGAGAGUUCCUGAAGGCUGAAAGUCUGGUGCUCCAUUACUCCCCGAGUUGUCCAGAACCCAAGCUGACCCUCAACACUUCCAGGCAUACAGAUCCUUCCUCGUUUACCGUAGUCUUACAAGACAAAACUGGCGGCCUGCAAGUCCUCCACGAAGGUCAUUGGGUUGAUGUUCCUCCAACUAAAGGAACUCUCGUGGCCAAUGUUGGUGAUCUUCUGCAAUUUAUCUCCAACGGCAAGUUCAAAAGCGUAGUGCAUAGGGUACUGGCAGGAACAGCGGGGCCUAGAGUAUCAGCUGUAUGUUUUUUCUAUCCAAGUGCAACCGAGAGAAUCAAACCCAUUGGACCAAUCAAGGAGAUUCUUUCUGGAGACCAGCCUAUUUACAGGGAAGUAAGCGUUCGUUCGUAUCUUGCUUACUACAGAGCAAAUGGAUUCGAGGGUAAAUCAGUGGUUCCAGAUUUCGAAUUAGCCCCUACGGUUUAAUCCUAUGGUUUAGAUUCGAUUCACCUUAAUCCCUAUGGUUUGUAAACCACUUAAGGAAAUGUGUAUGUUUUGCAACCUUGGACAAUUCCUUCCCAGCACAUCAGACAUGGUAACAAGAGAAGCUUUAAACAUUUACCAUUGCAGUAGUGCGAAAAUGUGGCACCCGAACUCUCUUCGAGCCAUAAACUGGACGCUUACAUGGUAAUGGGCUAUCUGCAGCAGCAUUGUUAUCGAGAAGCUUUCCAGAUCACAAUGUUACGCGUAUUUACAACCAUCUGGCUCUGAAUAGCCCCAAUCAACAAUUCUUGACAAGACAUUCUCUAAAUUGGGGCACAUUUUUUGUCACUUCAGCGGUUAAAAUUUUAAAGAAUAAUAUGAGAAAUGCUAAAGAGUCACUUUCAAAUGAA
Malus domestica (apple) is the source of this 1993-nucleotide messenger RNA. Its product is annotated as 1-aminocyclopropane-1-carboxylate oxidase homolog 1-like. NCBI's taxonomy places the organism in Eukaryota, Viridiplantae, Streptophyta, Magnoliopsida, Rosales, Rosaceae. The record is from RefSeq and is a predicted model, not a curated record.